AUGGCCCAACUAGUCCUUCCGCCCGCCGUGGACGCAGCCUUGCUUAGCCCGGCGCCACCCGCGUGGGUGGGAUCCCUGGCGGGGGAGGAUGGGCGCUGUGGUUCGCUCCCCCCUCGGCUCCCUUCAGAACCGCCGGGAUGGAGCGGGCGACGGGGGAGGCGGCGGCGUCCGCUCCGUUCACCGAAGGGGGCGGCUGGGAAGUCUUCGGCCAGGUCGGGCCGGCUCCCCCCGAGCCAGGAGCAGCCCCCGAGGUCGCGCGGAUUGUGCCACGCGUGCGGGCAACCAGACAUAAACACCCUUCGGCCGCAGGUGGCGGGGAGCGCUCGGACGGGCGGGGGAGGCCCGUCUUCUCCGGGGGCCGAGCCCCUCCCUGGCGCCGCGGCCGCUCUGGGACAGCCCCCCCCCUCCGCCCGCCCUCUCCCUGUAAUUGCCAGGCUUCGGUUCCUCCGCUCCUCGCCCCAAACGCGAAGGGAUAGGAAGGAGGCCGCUUGGAACGGCGGCGCCCCCGGACCUCUCCUGCCCCGCUGGCGCCUCCCUCUCCGCCCGGACCCCCCAGGAUGGGCUCCAGGCUCCCCAGCUGCUUUCCACGCGCCCGACGCGGACGGUCGCGGCGGGCCGGCAAGACGGGCCAGGGAGAGACCCCGGAAGCUGCCUCUGCCGACGGCCCGGACGCCGCGGCAGGCCGAGCCAGGUCCACCCCGUCCACCAGCAGUGAGGGCGACCCGCAGAGCGGCCGGGCGUACUUCAGCUGCAAAGCCCGUGUCUCCUUCCGCCACCAGCUCGACUCCGAGAGGGACUCCACCAGCUGAUCCGCCGGAGAGGCCGGCAGGCAGGGCCGCAGGGCAGAGGCCGCCCAGGAAUAAAAGGUCCCACCCAGAUGCCUCUUUCCUUCUGUACUGCGCCCCAGGGGAGAAUUGCUUCUGCAGGCCUCCUCCAGCCCUCCCGACAGCAACACCAGCCAGGCCCCCAAACUGA
Crotalus tigris (Tiger rattlesnake) is the source of this 975-nucleotide messenger RNA. Its product is annotated as basic proline-rich protein-like. The coding region runs from base 1 to 975 and encodes 324 amino acids. The record is from RefSeq and is a predicted model, not a curated record. The transcript is spliced from 3 exons. Lineage: Eukaryota; Metazoa; Chordata; Lepidosauria; Squamata; Viperidae.